CCUUACGUCAUCAACACGCUGUGUCGCGGUCACUGUGACGCGGGAUUAUUUCCUUUUUCGCCCAGCUGUGCCCUGAGGAACAUCUAUCCCGGCAGUGCCCUCCAGCUCCGGGACCAUGGCAAUGCUGGCAGAGCCCCGUAGGAAACAGAAAUGGUCGGUAGACCCAAGAAACAGCGCCUGGAGUAAGGAUGAGUCCAAAUUUGGCCAGAAGAUGCUGGAAAAGAUGGGCUGGUCCAAAGGCAAGGGGCUGGGAGCUAAGGAACAAGGGAGCACAGACCACAUCAAGGUGCAAGUAAAGAACAACACUCUGGGACUCGGAGCCUCUAUCAACUAUGAGGAUAACUGGCUCUCCCAUCAGGAUGAUUUUAACCAGAUUCUGGCUGAGCUGAAUAACUGCCAUGGGACAGAAUCCGUAGAAGAGACUCCGGCUGAGCAAGAGAAGAAAUCAUUUAGCCUGGAAGAGAAGUCCAAAUCCUCCAGGAAGCGCGUCCAUUACAUGAAAUUCGCCAAAGGGAAGGACCUCUCGUGCCGCAGCGCCACUGACCUCGCCUGUAUCUUUGGGAAGCGGGAGAAGGCUAAGAAGGGAGCCCCCCUGCAGGAAGAAGCUUCAGUUGAGUCUGAGGGAAAUGAGGAAGAGGAAACGGGAAAGCAAAGCCCCUCAAUAGAAACCCCCCCAGGAAACACUGUGACGAGCUCCCUGUCAGUAAAUGAGUAUUUUGCAAAGCGAAUGGCAGAACUGAAGAGGUCUCAGUCGAAACGCACAGAGCAACUUACACAGGAAGAGGAGGUACUUAAUGAAGAAGAACCUGACGAGAGCUCUACAGAGAGAAACCAGAAGCCCAACAAGAGGAAACGCAACAAGGGCGACGCCAUUCAAAGCUCCGGCGAUCCCGAACCUGACAUGGAAAAUACGGACUCUCCGUGUGUCACAGAAAGGCCACAAUCAAAGAAAAAGUCAAAGAAUAAAAAAUAUCAGGAGACUGAAAAUGAGACUGGUGGAACUAAAGAUGAGGAGGAUGAAGAGGAGAAACCGAAAAAACGAAAAAAGAAAAAUAAGAAGAGGAAGGAUGAACCCCACGGGGAGGAGGAGGAGGAGUUAGACUCUCACACACAGCCGGCAAAGAAGAAGAAGAAGAAAAAGAAGUCUGAAUAAAUCCAAACAACUAUUGAAAAAAUGUCUCUUGUUGCUAUGGAAGCCGCCGUAUCUUACUGUUAGAAUCUUGCAGCUGUAAUGGAGCCGCUGUAGGUUUAUGGGAUAUUAGCGAUUUCUAUAGAUAAACUUACACCCAAAUAAAUCAACUUUUCAUAUUA
This is a messenger RNA of Xenopus tropicalis (tropical clawed frog), 1311 nucleotides long. RefSeq names its product PIN2 (TERF1) interacting telomerase inhibitor 1 (gene pinx1). The record is from RefSeq and is a predicted model, not a curated record. NCBI's taxonomy places the organism in Eukaryota, Metazoa, Chordata, Amphibia, Anura, Pipidae. Bases 116 to 1153 code for a protein of 345 amino acids. The transcript has 7 exons. Gene Ontology annotation, molecular function: nucleic acid binding.